This is a messenger RNA of Diabrotica virgifera virgifera (western corn rootworm), 1769 nucleotides long. Its product is annotated as cholinesterase 2-like. Lineage: Eukaryota; Metazoa; Arthropoda; Insecta; Coleoptera; Chrysomelidae. The record is from RefSeq and is a predicted model, not a curated record. The transcript is spliced from 10 exons. Bases 38 to 1696 code for a protein of 552 amino acids.
AAAAAAGAUAUCUUGAAUAAAAUGUAACAAUACAAAAAUGAUUGUGAAGAGUGUGGUACUUGUAGCAAUUUUUUUGAAUGCAAUAAUAUUUGAAGUUUGUGCAAACAAUGUUCAAGUGACCACAAAUGAAGGUACCAUCUUAGGAAAGACUUCAUUAUCAGAAAAACUAAACAAAACGAUGUACAUGUUCUUCGGUAUACCAUAUGCAGAACCACCUAACAGAUUUGAGCUGUCUGUUCCAAAAUCCAAUUGGACUGGCGUUUUAAACUGUACGUCUGAAAGGGACAUUUGUUUGCAGACCCUAUACAAUGUAAUACUAGGCCAAGUACUAAAUACUAUAGGGGGUUCAGAAGACUGCUUAUUUUUAAAUGUUAUUACUCCAAACCUAACUGGAAGACAUCCCGUUCUUGUAUGGGUUCACGGUGGCGCUUUCCUUAAUGGAAAUGGAUCACUAGUUGACUAUUCCCCCGAACUCUUGGUGGAGAAGGGCAUAGUGGUAGUAGGUAUUCAGUACAGAUUAGGUGCAUUUGGAUUUUUAAGUACUGGAGAUCUGACAUGCCCAGGAAAUUUAGGACUAAAAGACCAAACUCUUGCUCUACAGUGGGUCCAACGGAAUAUAGCACAUUUUGGAGGGGAUCCUACACGUGUUACAAUCUGGGGACAAAGUGCAGGUGCAGCUUCUGUUGCUCUACAUUUAACUUCUGUAAGAUCUAAAGGAUUAUUCAGUGGAGCUAUUAUGAGCAGUGGCACUUCUGUAAACUUAUUUUCAUUAUCGAGAAAAGCCGUUGGAUUGGCUUAUCAAAUCGGGACUGCAUUAGGAGUAGGAUCAUCAAAUUCCAGCGAGUUAAUAGAAAAUUUAAAAACAGUUGAUGGUAUUACUCUGCAAAAUGUUUCACGUAAUCUAGCUAGUGAGAUAUAUGGUCAAUACCCACUAGCUGGACUUCUGUUAGCACCAGUUAUCGAAGUUCCGCAUCCAACAGCUUUUUUGACCGUCAAGAGUGAUCAUUCAUUAUUAUCUGGAAAAUUCAUUAGGGUGCCCGUAUUAACAGGAUAUACAUCAAAUGAAUGGGCAAUUAUCGCAGGAGGAAUUCCGGAUGCGAUACCAAUAUUUAAUCAAGAUCCAACAACGCUUGUACCAGCAAGCAUUAUUUCCAACAAAAAUUUAACAGAGGCAGGACUUAAAAUCAGAAAAGAGUUUUUUGGAGAUGUACCAAAUAUUACAAUGGAUAAUUCUCUAGUACACUUUUACAAUGUUGAUCAAAUGAUUCGACCUGCCGAAAGAUUUGUCGCUGAUGUUAAAAAAUAUGUUCCUAAUACAUACUUAUACCAAUUUAGUUACAAAGGACCUAAUAUUGAAGCGGCACUUGGAUACAAUUUUAGCGGUGUUGUUCAUUCUGAAGAUCUUUUCUAUUUGUUUAAAUUUGACUACUUGCCGUAUUCUAAGAAAGAUUUGGCUGUGAGAUGCAAGAUGGUUAAAAUGUGGUCCAACUUCUGUAAAUACCGUAAACCAAUUCCUCAACCAACCUCAAGCUUGGACAAAGUUGUUUGGUUACCAGCAUCGAUAACACCACGUCCAUUAUUAUUUGAUAUUGAUUAUAAGAAUAGAUAUAUUAUAAAUCCGUAUUUAAAAAAAUUGAAGUUUUAUGACAAACAAAUAUUUGGUAAGUAUGGACAAGGAGCCUACGAUACUUAUUAAGGUAUUUAAAAAAUACAGCCAAUUUUAUAAUAUAAUAAAAAUAAAAAAUAAUAAAUACUAUAAAUCAACCUUA